UCAUCGGCCUUGUUACCGCCGUGGGGCGAGCACAGGAGACUUUGGCAAACCUCGCUCAAAAUCCCUUAUUCUUCUUUCAGGCUUCCCCUCGGAGUGGGCUCAAAAUGGCAGACGCUCAGAUGGAAGGACCCAAGCGGAGAAUCCUGCUCGUGGGCAAAACUGGAAGUGGGAAGAGUGCGACAGGGAACACCAUCCUUGGUAGGCAAGCAUUUGAAUCUACAGUGUCACCAGAUUCAGUAACUAAGGACUACAGUAAAGAGAAAACCUUAUUCCGUGGAAGACCAAUUGUCGUUAUCGACACUCCUGGCCUUUUUGACACCAAGAAAGCCAAUGAAGAAACAGCUCAAAAGAUUAGAGAUGCUGUUCAUCACCUCUAUGGAGGGGUGCAUGCUAUCGUCCUGGUGAUGCAACUGGGCCAUAUCAGUAAAGAAGAGGAGGAAGUGGCUGAGUGGGUGACAAAGAUUUUCCAUACUGAAGCACAGAAGUACACAAUCCUGUUAUUCACCCGAGCAGAAGAUCUGGAGAAGCCAGAUGAUAUCCACAAUUUCGUGGAAACAAACGAAUACCUCAGGGGGCUGGCAGGAAAAUGUGAAAAUAGGUACAUUGCUUUCAGCAACAAAGCAAAAGGAAAGACAAGGGAACAGCAGGUUUCAGACCUCAUUGAAAUGAUUGAUGAGAUGGUAAAGAAGAACAAAGAUGCUCCGUGUUACACGCGAAAAAUGCUGGAAAAAGAUACAGAGACGGCUUUUAAAAAGUAUUGUACUAUACUCUAGUCAACAAGGGUUUGGUCAGACGGGCAAUGUUUCCUCUGUUGUGCCUUUCCUGCCGUGCUCUGAAGAUCACUCUCUCCUUCGUUUCUUGACGUUUCCUCCUGUCCCGUCAGCGACCUACAUUUUCCCCUGGCCCAUGCGAUUGCUCUCCUGACAGGCUCCAAGAGUGCAAUGGGUGUCUGACGACGUGUAAUUCUCCUCUGCUGCUCUGUCUCUACAUUGCUCUGUCACCACCCGUUGUGCUGGGAAGCCGGAGACCUUGGCUGGGUGGCAGAGAGCUGCACUGCCCUGCUUUCAGCACCACCGCGCUGACUCUCUCCUCCCUGGUGUGAAGACACGGCAAGCUGAAAGGAACGGGAACAUCAGGACUGUGAGAUGUGCCCCCUCACAGCAGAGUUCAGCCUGGAGCGGUGCUUCUGAGAUCAAAGCCACUUGUCCUCCCUGUGGCAGCCGGGGCUCUAGGAACUUCUCUGGGGUUUGGGAGGGUUCGUGGUGCCAGUGUUGGUCCCUCUGCGGUGGGAUGCUGCUGGUGUCACUGGCUGCGCUGCCCCUGCCUUCACUGGGGAAUGCGAGUAAUUGUAUGUGAUCGCGGGGUCUACAGAAGCUCAUCUAAUAAAUGCUAAUAAAUGCUGA
Molecule: messenger RNA, 1403 nt
Organism: Cygnus olor (mute swan)
Lineage: Eukaryota; Metazoa; Chordata; Aves; Anseriformes; Anatidae
Product: GTPase IMAP family member 7-like
Exons: 2
Coding region: 105-773 (222 amino acids)
Molecular function (GO): GTP binding
Source: RefSeq, a predicted model, not a curated record